CUCUAUCUCCAGCCACAGCCAUUCUGGAGACCAUGGGAUCUUCCUCCACUCCCAAUGCUGCAUCUCACCCCCUCUGGUAAGUUGGAAAUGGAGGAUACUUUGCACUGGCUGCAUUUUCUCCCUGCCCAGCUAAGUCAGGAUGGAAACAGUAAGACACAGAAUGGUGAUUUCUAGCCAAGGCAUCAAAAAAACUGUCAUCCAGGAAGAAAGUGGACCAUGGAAUCACAGACUCCUCAGACAAUCUUAUUCCACCCCCUACCAUGGGCAAGGACACCUCAUACUAAGUGGUUGCUGUUCUCCCUCAAGUUCUCUCAUUUUACUCAAGGAAGCACUGGGAAUGCUGAGACACCCAGAGCCAUGCACAGACUCAGCCCCAGGCUGCUCCACACGUCCAAAGCCUCCUGCCAAGAUCCCACACAUCCAAAGCCUCCUGCCAAGACCUCCACCAUAUGAGGCAUCCCACAGCCUCCAGCAGUGCCAGGACACCUGCACAGCAGCAGGACCAGUAUGGUGAGGAUUGUCAAUAUUUGCCCACUUUGGGCUCCCCAGAGGAGGGGCCCUGCUGAGGGUGCACGGCCAUAAAAGGUGCGACCAGCAGCACCUUGGGCUCACCAAACCCUGGAGCUGCCACUGCCAGAAUGAAGCUCCUCUCGCUGCUCCUCUUCUUCCUAGGACUGGCCUUUGCCAGCUGCAACCUGGCCCAGUUUGCAAGGAUGAUUGAGCUGAAGACGGGGAAAUCGGCGCUGGCUUACAACGGAUACGGCUGCUACUGCGGCUGGGGCGGCUCCAAACAGCCCCUGGAUGCCACCGACAGGUGCUGUCACGCCCACGACUGCUGCUACAAGAAGUUGGUUGCCUCCGGCUGCAGCCCCAAAACGGUCACCUACAAAUACGCGUUCCAAAGAAACCAAAUAAUCUGCGGAAACGGGAGCUCAUGCCAAAAACGGGCGUGUGCGUGCGACAAGAGGGCGGUGGAGUGCUUCCGGAGGGCAGCCAGCUCCUACCGCAAAUCCUACAGCAACUACCCCAACCACAAGUGCCGGGGCCGGACACCCUCCUGCUGAGCACUCCUGCCGUGCUGCAGCUCCAAACCGGCAGAAACCAUCAGAGCUGGGGGCUCUGCCUUCCCUCUGGCCAGGCAGGACACGGCACAGCCCUGUGGCACUGAAAAAGUGUCCAGCACCUUUCCCUUAGCACAGGGAAAACCUGCUUCCCGUUGUUU
Messenger RNA from Pyrgilauda ruficollis (rufous-necked snowfinch), 1222 nucleotides. RefSeq names its product basic phospholipase A2 caudoxin-like. Gene Ontology annotation, molecular function: phospholipid binding; calcium ion binding. The record is from RefSeq and is a predicted model, not a curated record. The coding region runs from base 639 to 1064 and encodes 141 amino acids. NCBI's taxonomy places the organism in Eukaryota, Metazoa, Chordata, Aves, Passeriformes, Passeridae. Gene Ontology annotation, biological process: phospholipid metabolic process; arachidonate secretion; negative regulation of T cell proliferation. The transcript has 4 exons.